AUGGCGCUCGCUGCUCAAAAUUCCCUUCUUCUCAACAAAUCCUCCAUGAUCCCUCAAACCCAUUUCCUCACCAACCACACUCCUUCCUCUCUCGUUCUCAGAUCCACCGCCAAACCCAUCUCCGCCGUCCACUCCCCCGAUCCCUCCAAUCCCAAGACCCCCAUUGCCCCCGCCGCCGCCGCCGCCGUCUCCACGUCGUCCGCUUCUACUGCCGCCGUCGAGACCAAGUCGGCCCCCAAGAGAUGGGCGCUGGACAGCUGGAAGUCGAAGAAGGCGCUGCAGCUGCCUGAUUACCCCAAUCAGGAGAAUCUGGAUUCGGUCCUCAAAACCCUAGACGCUUUCCCGCCGAUCGUGUUUGCCGGAGAAGCCCGGAGCCUGGAGGAGCGGCUUGGCGAGGCCGCCAUGGGGAAUGCUUUCCUUUUGCAGGGAGGGGAUUGUGCUGAGAGCUUCAAGGAGUUCAAUGCUAAUAAUAUCAGGGACACUUUCAGGAUCCUGCUUCAGAUGGGCGCUGUUUUGAUGUUUGGUGGCCAGAUGCCUGUUAUCAAGGUGGGGAGAAUGGCGGGACAAUUCGCAAAGCCUAGGUCUGACUCGUUUGAGGAAAAAGACGGUGUGAAGCUGCCGAGUUACAGAGGAGACAACAUUAAUGGAGAUGCCUUUGACGAGAAGUCGAGGAUUCCUGAUCCCGAGAGGAUGAUAAGGGCUUAUUGUCAGUCGGCAGCCACUUUGAAUCUCCUGAGGGCUUUUGCCACUGGUGGAUAUGCCGCCAUGCAAAGGGUCACACAGUGGAACUUGGAUUUCACCGAUCAUAGUGAGCAGGGUGAUAGGUACCGUGAGCUAGCCCACCGAGUGGACGAGGCACUAGGAUUCAUGCAAGCGGCCGGGCUAACGAUGGACCAUCCUGUCAUGAGGACCACCGAAUUCUGGACGUCCCAUGAGUGCUUGCUUCUUCCUUACGAGCAAUCACUCACCCGCCUCGACUCCACCUCUGGCCUCUACUAUGACUGCUCGGCCCAUUUCCUCUGGGUUGGCGAGAGAACCAGGCAGCUGGACGGGGCACACGUCGAGUUCCUCAGGGGAAUCGCCAACCCACUCGGCAUCAAGGUGAGUGAUAAGAUGGAUCCGAAUGAGCUCGUGAAGCUCAUCGAGAUCCUGAAUCCUCACAACAAAGCAGGGAGGAUAACAAUCAUCACGAGAAUGGGAGCUGAGAAUAUGAGGGUGAAGCUUCCCCAUUUGAUCAGGGCUGUCCGUAGGGCAGGACAAAUUGUGACGUGGGUUUCAGAUCCUAUGCAUGGAAACACCAUCAAAGCUCCCUGUGGUCUGAAAACUCGCCCAUUUGACUCUAUCAGGGCUGAAGUUAGAGCUUUCUUUGAUGUGCACGAGCAAGAGGGAAGCCACCCGGGUGGUGUGCAUUUGGAGAUGACGGGCCAAAAUGUUACGGAGUGUAUUGGAGGAUCGAGAAACCUUACGUUCGACGACUUAAGCUCAAGGUACCACACCCAUUGUGAUCCUAGGCUCAAUGCCUCCCAAUCCCUUGAGCUUGCGUUUAUUAUUGCCGAGCGCCUUAGGAAGAGGAGGCUCGGCCGCUACUAG
Messenger RNA from Striga hermonthica, 1590 nucleotides. Lineage: Eukaryota; Viridiplantae; Streptophyta; Magnoliopsida; Lamiales; Orobanchaceae. The record is from the annotation of a GenBank genome assembly.